AUGUCUACUGGCGACUUCCUUAACAAGGGCAUUGAACUUGUCCAAAAGGCCAUCGAAGCUGAUAACGCCACGCGAUACGAAGACGCUUACGGCCUCUACUACAACGGGCUGGACUACCUCAUGCUGGCCAUCAAGUACGAGAAGAACCCGAGAUCAAAAGAGCUCAUAAGAACAAAGUUCACGGAGUACCUGUCGAGAGCCGAGCAGUUGAAGGAUCAUUUGGACAAAAAGGAGAAGCAGGCCGCUGAGGCUUCCACGACUGGUGGCAAUACAAAGAAGAAGGACGGUGGUGGCGAGGAUGACGACGAUGCUGAGACAAAGAAGCUGAGAGGUGCGCUUGCUGGUGCCAUCUUAUCAGAGAAGCCAAACGUCAAGUGGGAGGACAUUGCAGGCUUGGACCUGGCUAAGGAGGCGUUGAAGGAAGCUGUCAUAUUGCCGGUUAGAUUCCCUCAUCUAUUCACCGGUAAGCGUAAGCCACUCUCUGGUAUCUUGCUGUAUGGACCUCCAGGUACCGGUAAGUCGUAUCUUGCAAAAGCCGUGGCCACUGAGGCAAACUCCACGUUCUUCUCCGUGAGCUCCUCAGAUCUGGUUAGUAAAUGGAUGGGUGAGUCUGAGAGAUUGGUCAAACAGCUCUUCAACAUGGCUAGGGAGAACAAGCCUUCGAUCAUCUUCAUAGAUGAGGUGGAUGCCCUUUGUGGGCCAAGAGGUGAGGGUGAAAGUGAAGCUUCUAGACGUAUCAAGACUGAAUUGCUCGUUCAGAUGAACGGUGUUGGUAACGAUUCCAGCGGUGUCUUGGUGCUAGGUGCUACAAAUAUUCCAUGGCAACUGGAUGCUGCAAUUAGACGUCGUUUUGAAAAGAGAAUCUACAUCCCAUUACCUGAACAACAGGCAAGGUCAAAGAUGUUCCAGCUGAACAUUGGUGAUACACCGUGCUCUUUGACUCAAAGAGAUUUCAAACUGUUGGGAGAGAUGACUGAGGGCUAUUCAGGUGCCGAUAUCUCUGUUGUAGUCAAAGAUGCCUUGAUGCAACCGAUUAGAAAGAUCCAGAGUGCCACUCAUUUCAAAAGAGUCGAUGGCAAUAAGCUGACGCCGUGCUCCCCUGGUGAUGCUGAAGCUGUCGAGAUGAACUGGAUGCAGAUAGAGGCGGAUGAGUUGAAGGAACCAGAGCUGACGAUAAAGGACUUUAUAAAGGCUAUAAAGACCUCGAGACCAACCGUUAAUGAGGAGGAUUUGAAGAAGCAGGAAGAUUUCACCCGUGAUUUCGGUCAAGAGGGUAAUUAG
Williopsis jadinii is the source of this 1281-nucleotide messenger RNA. It is a transcript of the gene VPS4, whose product is annotated as AAA family ATPase VPS4. Lineage: Eukaryota; Fungi; Ascomycota; Saccharomycetes; Phaffomycetales; Wickerhamomycetaceae. The record is from RefSeq and is a predicted model, not a curated record. Gene Ontology annotation, biological process: vacuole organization; endosomal transport. The transcript has a single exon. Gene Ontology annotation, molecular function: ATP hydrolysis activity; ATP binding. Bases 1 to 1281 code for a protein of 426 amino acids.